This is a messenger RNA of Phytophthora infestans T30-4, 813 nucleotides long. RefSeq lists its product as uncharacterized. Bases 1 to 813 code for a protein of 270 amino acids. Lineage: Eukaryota; Oomycota; Peronosporomycetes; Peronosporales; Peronosporaceae. The record is from RefSeq and is a predicted model, not a curated record. The transcript has 5 exons.
AUGACGAAGUUGUGGAGCUCGUCGUCUGAGGCGGCGUGGGCGGCGCUCUGGGUUCGCUACGACGAGGUGCUUCAGGCGCAGAAGAGCGACCUGGCGACGCUGGAUGGCUGGUACCUGGACACUUUUCCGCCAAUUGUACAAGCGCGCGAGCCCGAGCCUUACGUGACGCAACAGGAGCUGCAGCACCUCCUGGAGUGGAAGCUAAGGAAGGGCAAAUGGCGUCCCCAGCUGAUGAAGUUCGUGUCUGGGUUGAGCGAGAACGAAGUCAAACAGGCCUCAUUGAACGCAUUUAAAGAGCUCAAGCGCGAGGAUUUACGCGCUGCCACGGAGGCACUGUGCGUCUUGAAAGGGGUGGGGCCUGCCACAGGGUCGGCAGUGCUUGCAGCGUACGAUGAAAGCGUUCCUUUUAUGGCUGACGAGGCGUUGGAAGCGAUUGCCGGCAUUAUUGGUCCGCGCAAGUACACACUACCGCACUUUCUGAGUUUCGCUGAGCAGUUAAGCGCUAAGGCCAAGUGGCUUAACGAACAGCGAGCUGCAAACGACGAUGCGAAAGCCGGAAACACGGGACUAUGGACAGCACAGCGUGUACAGUUGUGUCUUUAUGCCGAGGCACACGACGACUCGUCAGACGAGGUUGCAACUGGUUCCAAGAAGAAAGCACCUUCUCUUGCUGCGAAGCGAAAGCGAGAUAAGCCAGCGACGUCGUCUCCUGCCAAGAAGAAGAAAGAGGAGAAGACACAGGAAGAGCUCGUGAAAGACCAAGAUCAGUCACUGCGUCGGUCCCAGAGGAAGCGACAGCGUCCAGCAGCCUGA